Molecule: messenger RNA, 648 nt
Organism: Mesocestoides corti
Lineage: Eukaryota; Metazoa; Platyhelminthes; Cestoda; Cyclophyllidea; Mesocestoididae
Source: the annotation of a GenBank genome assembly
AUGCAAGACGACACCCCAAUGACCACAAUGAAGCUCAAGCCAAAUAUUUUUUACUGCAUCAUUCCAUUCGUUAGGCAAUUGAGAGAGUAUGUGAAACUUCGCCAACAAGAUGUCCCGCCUGCUGCUGCGUUGCUUCGAUCUGCUAGUUUAACGGAACACCACGUGACUGCAACCCGUCUCCACCAAUCAGCCAGUUUUCCCACGGCGUCUGAGGCGCUCCGUGAUUUCCAGGUGGGCACACUCCUGCCUCCCUCAGCGUUUUCAGUUUCAAGGACGCAAUCUAAAGACCGUCAGCACCCGAGUCUUCCAAAAAAGGAGAAGAAGAAACGUGCAAGGAGUACAAUGUCCAAUGUUGUGACCUCUCCUAACGCUUUGCAACCGCCUAAUGCUUUCCGAACCGCCAAGACUCCUUUGCCCUGCGCUCCACCAGCACAAAGCGCCCUCCAUUUGUCAGUAUCAAAUCAAUUGCUCAACCAGCCUUCACCGUUUGGUCCUUUUCCUCAGCCAAAGAGCCAGAAGUCUUUUCUACAAGUGGAUCCCACGCUCGAAAGCGACAGUAUCUGGGGUGGGAAGGUAACCCUAGACAUCGAGGCGCUGAUCAACGCCCUUGCUCCUCCGCCCCUCCUGACUCUUUCAACACCCCAUUAA